CAUAAGUUUUCCUUCAAAAUGGGGUGUUGCUAAAACGCACAACGUAAACCGGAACGGAAAGCGGAACGUAAUGGAAUACGGAAAAUAUUAUAUAAUGUUAUUUACUCGAUAGAUGUGUUAAAUAAGUUAAAAACGAUAUAUUUUAUCUAUUUUUAAAAAUGGAGUCGUUUCACCAAGUAACAUGUGAGGGAAUUCGAUUUUGGCACAUGUCAGAGUCAGUGUUUGUGAGGAUGUGUCAGAUAGUUGGAACCUCACAACAGGUGGCCCUCAGGAGGGAGACAAUGGACAUCAAGGAGAUGGUGGACAGACGAGUGAUGCCUAAUGAUCAUGGGAUCAUUGAGAUGGUGAGUGGAAGUAGGAGAGAAGGGUUCAGACUGGAGGGAUCAGAUCUGGAUAUUAUGUACUGGCCAAAAAACCACCGUGUGAUCAUGGACAUGUCUCAGUCUGAGUAUUACAACACUGCCAAUACAACCUUGAUUCUCUCUGACAGUUCUGAGAGUCCACCAGGAUUCACUCUACUUCAGUUACUGACACCACGUGCAACCAGAGAUGUCUUCUCAGCAUGUGUCAGAUUGAAUGACAGAGUCUAUAUAUCUAGCUCUACAUACAGACAGUUAACUUGUUCUUCAGUAUUUCCUAAUUCUACUGUACAUGGACCCUGUGGUAGUGGUGUUAUAGGAGUAGCAGAAUAUGACACUGCCUACUGUUUUGUUUGUGACUUUUGGCCUCCGUCUGCCUCCUCAUGGAUAGCAAGAUGUCACUCAUGGCCUGAUCCUGAAGUUGUCAAUGACAUUGUCAGAAAUGGAUGUCACUUUGUAGCAAUAGGACACCCAUUAGGACCCCAUGAACAUGAAGAAUGGAGAAUUUCUUUCUCUCAGGCAGAAUAUAAACUAGUGUACUCAAUGAACCACUGCCAGUUUUUGAUUUAUGGAUUGUUAAAACUUUUUUUAAAACAAGUAAUGAGUCAACUAUCAGAAGAAUGCAAUAAACUGUUGUGUUCAUAUCACAUGAAAACAACAGUUUUCUGGGCGAUUCAACAAAACACACUACCUCACUGGUAUCCACAAAAUCUCUUGGCCGGUUUCUGGGUCUGCUUUAAACUCCUCCUCAAAUGGGUGUAUCAGGGGGUUUGUCCAAAUUUUUUCAUUCCACAAAACAACCUGUUUCUGACAAAGGUCCAUGCCUCAGCACAAAACAGAUUGUUCCUACAGUUACAUGGAUUGUACAAGAAAGGUCUGGCCUGUCUGUUACAGAGUUCCUCUAUCAGGUCCUACAUCAUUGAUGUCCUGUACAAUCCUAGACUUUCUAUUUGUACAAAUGAAAGUAUAAUGAUGUCUGAAUUUGAUUAUGAUGCAGAGCUUGUCUUGGAGUCCAAUGGAGCUAAUCCUCAUAAAGUAGACCUAUUUGACCUUACCAAAGCCAUACACACAAUAGAACAGUUGCUAGAGUCACCCCUGACACACUAUCAACUUGUUACAUUACAGAAUCUUACAACCUCAUUAUUUCGGAAUACUGCAUUUCAGUUUCACAAUACAUUUAUGUACACUAACACAGGUAUCAACAAACAGAUGUAUAUUGCAGACAAAACUUUCUGUCACAUGUUGAAAUUAGCAGCCAAGUUUGGGUGUAUUUCUGACAUGUUGUACAUUGCCAUGUAUUAUUACAAGACACUCAGAUACAGGGAAACUUUAUCUGUUCUAGAGAUGACAAAGGUCAAGUUAGCACAGCCAUAUCUGAUGUAUAGAGGACAUGUAGACAGAGAGAGGUAUACUGAGGCUGUAGGGGGACAGUCCUGGUCUACAAAGAUCAGACAGGCUGUAGCAUGGGAUAUCAUACUUCACAAUGAAAUCUGUUAUAUCAGUGAACUAAUACCAGAACAACAGUCUGCUCUACAGAAAAGAUGGCCUACAUUAAAUAUCUCAGUGUUUGUAAUGUUACACUUCCUAGAGUUCUUGUGUUACAGACACAUUGAUACAGCAUUAUCACAAGCAGCUCUAGAUGAGCUACAGGUCCUAGUCCACCAUGAUCAGGGACUGUAUGUACAUGAUAUACACAGAGACAUCUCCUGGGAGAUCCUGGGGAUCUGUCAACAGAUUACAGGGAACCUCCACGCUGCUCUAUACUCAUACCAACAGUCACUGAUCACACAGUAUCCAUUGAACAACAUACAAACUGCUACAAAGAAGAGAAUAUAUGAUAUAGUAGGAACAACCUAGCAGCAGCAAAUAAAUGAGUACAGACUAUCAGUUUCAGAUUGAAGCCAUUUACAAAAUUUAUAUAAACGUUCCGAUUUCUGUUAAACCACACAACGGAAAGUGACAUCCUCAGAGCAUUACAUUUUUGUUUUGAAUCACAAAGCUGUCAAAAGCUGAGGGUAGAUAUUUGUACAUGUAGAGAUUUUAGUGGACGUUGGUUAAUGUACAAUUAUUUUUAGUUUACACCCGUGUUAAAAAAUAUAUAUUUGAAAUACAUAUAUUUAACUUAACAUACAUAAACUAAUAUUGUAUCAUGUUGUUUAUCAAAGUUAGCCAUUGAACAAUUAAUUUUGAGAAUAGCAAAACGAGAGAGAGAGAGAGAGAGAGAGAGAGAGAGAGUAUAAAAGAAUUGUAUUUAGUGAAACAAUAAAGUGCCUUUUUGAUGGUUCAUGCGGGUUAAAAAAGGUGGCGACAUUGCGGAAAAAAUACACGUUACAACGCGGGUUAUGCAUUUUUUUCCUGCAUUAAUCGCUAUAUUCAUAACCGGCAUGAAUCAACAAAGAAAGCAUUUUAUUGCUUAAUAUAUUAACAUAUUUCUUUUAAAUAUUUGAUUGUAAAAAGUUAUUUAAUGCAGUCAAUGAUUUUUCUUAUGUCGCUGUUCAAUAAACGGGGCGUGAAGAUUUAAGUCUGGCUGUUUCUAUUUAAUAUGACAUAGGACCGACGACAUCCAAAAAUCAGCAUUACAUGCUUAUAUUUAUAUUUUCAUACUGAUGUCUAUUUGUAUGAAAUAUUGGGUAUUGUCGCUUUAAAGCCAUUAUUUGCGCUCUUAGUCAGGGAUAUGAAAUAUACAUGGAACAGUCAUAUCAACAUGUUAUUUACUUAGCUUCCGAGACAAAAAGUAUAGUGCCAGAAACUUUGUAGAGAAAAACAUUUUUUAUUAAGAAGUAGAUAUAUAUUAAUGAUUGUUUAUCAAAAGUACAUAUCAAAUUGGUUAUGUAAAAUUGAAAGUUUCAUUUUAUCUUACAAAAAUAAAUAUACCCAAAACAGGUGAAGACGUUUUUAUCUGUGCUCUUGGCGCAUGAAUUAGCAAAGUGUAUUCAUUGAAAAUUGAACAUCGCAGAUUUCCAAUGCGAAACAUAAGGGGAAAUAUACACUGAAUGUAAAAAUAUUUUUUUAAACUUCUCAGAAAUUGUCUAUUGAUUUUAAAUAUCUGUUCCAUUUAGUAACGAAUCGAUGUAUUCAGUGUAUAUAGUCAUUUUAUGAAGGUCUUCAAUAAGAUAUGAAUUUCUGUUAUUUAAUUCAAAACAGUAAAAAAAAAUUACACUGAUCUUAACGAAAUAUGCAAUUAUUUUCUAGAAACAGUUUUAUACAAUUCCUGUUGUCGAUUUUAAUUCAUCAUCAAAAAAUGACAGACAAUGACGUAGACAGGCCUACGAAACAUUACUAUUUGACAGAACAAUAGCGAAAGGCCAAGCUCUUGUUAAUAUGGCUCUAGGUUUUAGGUCUGUUAAACUGUUCCAAAAUAUGAGGGAUAGGUUU
Magallana angulata is the source of this 3734-nucleotide messenger RNA. RefSeq lists its product as uncharacterized. Lineage: Eukaryota; Metazoa; Mollusca; Bivalvia; Ostreida; Ostreidae. The record is from RefSeq and is a predicted model, not a curated record. The transcript has 2 exons. The coding region runs from base 159 to 2216 and encodes 685 amino acids.